UUCUGUGCAGCUUAGACAAUUUCAUAGUAAAGUUACGCGCGUCGACAGCGCGAGGUCGUGUAUCGAUAUGCAUGACAUCAAUAUACCGUAAAGAUAAGGUGAUGUUUUACUUUUAAACAAAAAAUAACGACAACAUAUAGAAAGUGAUAGUUUAGAGAGACGGCGAAUUUCCGGGUCCUGUGAUUUAAGUCAGUCAGGUGGUUUUGUGAAGGAGCAGUCGUAGGAAGAAGAAGGAUUGUUCUCUGAGCUCCUUACAAUGUCUUAACACAAAAACAGAAUAAUAUUUUUUUAAACCCCUCCCACCUGCCCAAACAAACUUACAUUGCGUUUCAGAGCUAUCUAAUACGGAAAAGAAGCGGUUGAUUAUGGCGAACAGUACGGUAACAGAGUGUAAAGAGUACUUGUUCAAAGUUUUGGUAAUUGGGGAAUUAGGUGUCGGCAAAACCAGCCUCAUUAAGCGGUACGUACAUCAACUGUUCUCCCAGCACUAUAGAGCAACAAUUGGCGUGGACUUCGCUCUGAAAGUUAUCAACUGGGACAGCAAGACACUGGUCAGGCUGCAGCUUUGGGACAUAGCAGGUCAGGAGAGGUUUGGCAGCAUGACCAGGGUGUAUUACAGGGAGGCUGUAGGAGCUUUCAUUGUCUUUGACAUGACAAGAGGAUCCACCUUCGAGGCAGUUUCAAAGUGGAAACACGACCUGGACAGUAAGGUGAAGCUGCCUAAUGGGAGGCCUAUCCCUGUUGUGCUCCUCGCCAACAAGUGCGACCAAAAGAAGGACAGCAAUGGAGACAACUCCUCCAACAUGGAUCAGUUCUGCAAAGAGAGUGGCUUCCUAGGCUGGUUUGAAACUUCUGCCAAGGAUAACAUUAAUGUGGAAGAAGCUGCCCGAUUCCUGGUGGAGAACAUCCUAAUCAAGGAUAAGAGUCUCCCGAAUGAAGACAGUAAUGGGGAUACAGUAAAACUGGAUCAGGAGAGAGUGGCAGCAGAGAGCAAAUCCCAGUGCUGCUAACAGGCAUGGCUCUUCCAGAGUGGAUUCAACUCGGGGGUUGUUUUUCGGAGCUACAUAUCAUGACUCUACAGUAAACCUACCGUGGUCGGGUCAUGUUGGACUUGGCUUAUCAGGAUACAGUGUAAUAAGGCUGGGCAAUAAGCCAUAUAUUUUUCUUUAUCCUGGCUUGUGGCUUACCACUACCUUAAUAUGCUCCAGAACCAGUAAUGGAGCUGUGGUACUCCUAGAAGGCCUACAGAGUAACUGGGGGUAUUUUAUCAGUUGACGUUAUAAAAAAUAAAAUAAAAAACAUAAUCUAGUUUUGUUUUAGCUACUUAUCUGAUCCAAAAUUCUUUACAAGAAGCCUUAGUAAACCCAUGGACAAAUUCCCAAAUCAGUCUCAAGCCUUAACUAAUAGGCCUCUGGAUCAUUUGGAUCACAUGUUAUUUUAAAUAUAAAAUUCUUGUCUUGGACCAAUGGUUUCCUGAAGGGAUUCAGAUUUGCUGCUGUUCAAGUUCAUCCCUUUUUACCUCAAGGUUACCUAAUUUUAGAUGCCAUAACUCAGUUUCAGAGUUUAUUCUAUCUUGUAGCUGAGACUGGGGAAUUUUCCCGCCUUGCGAUGAGAUACUUGCCCAAAUGUCAAACAAGGACCCCCUUUUAAUUGUGAUCCAAAGCCCUCAGCAUUAAUAUUAUACAUAUUGAAAGAACUUAGUUGCAUUUUUGUUUGUUUGUUUGUUUUUUAUUGCUAAUGUUAUAACAUUUUAUUUAAAUUAUUUUAUUCUUAAAUAAUGGCAACAAACUUUACAGUUGCAUCAAAAAAAGCCAUAGGUCUCAAAGUGUGCUUGAGUUUGUAGGUAGUGGUAA
Messenger RNA from Polyodon spathula (Mississippi paddlefish), 1853 nucleotides. Its product is annotated as ras-related protein Rab-32-like. Gene Ontology annotation, cellular component: phagocytic vesicle; lysosome; trans-Golgi network. The record is from RefSeq and is a predicted model, not a curated record. Bases 366 to 1010 code for a protein of 214 amino acids. NCBI's taxonomy places the organism in Eukaryota, Metazoa, Chordata, Actinopteri, Acipenseriformes, Polyodontidae. Gene Ontology annotation, molecular function: GTPase activity; GTP binding. Gene Ontology annotation, biological process: endosome to lysosome transport; phagosome-lysosome fusion. The transcript is spliced from 3 exons.